AUGACGUUACCGAAGUUCGAAUUCUGCGAUAUGGCAGCGAACCCCACCGGAUGGGGACCACUUGGUAAUCCACCUGCUUUGGAUACUUCGAUUCCGUUCCAGCAGUAUAACAAGUUUUCCGCGCUUGGCUUCUUCGUAGCUGGGGGUUCGUCAUCUAUGGGCUACAACGAACGAAUGUAUGGCUCAGCUGCGAAUGCAGGUAGUCAGUUUGACUACGUUCACGGUAUGGACGAGAACAACUUCCAGCUGGUCGAUUCGUCGAAGCCCGUUCAACGUAAUCCGCAACGCAACUACCGCGCACGUCAAUUGCAAUUCAAGAAAUUGCUGCAGAAAGAUCAGGAAAGGCGUGAGCAGGCGCUACAGGGGCAAAAUCUGAAGAUGAAGCGAAGUAUCGCCAAAGAGCAGCAGCGCGCGUUCAAAAUGUGGCAACGUCGUGGAGGAAAUGCUCGUCAGGGGCAACGUGGUCCUGGAGGACGUUAUCCUGGAGAAAGGCCCAAGGUUGGUUUUUAUUUAGAGUGCGUUCAUACU
Messenger RNA from Cooperia oncophora, 528 nucleotides. The record is from the annotation of a GenBank genome assembly. NCBI's taxonomy places the organism in Eukaryota, Metazoa, Nematoda, Chromadorea, Rhabditida, Trichostrongylidae.